UACAACAACCACCUAAUCGCAAGCAAUCAACAACAUGUGGCUCGUCGACUGGUUCUGGGAUGUCCUUGCCAACCUUGGCUUGAUGAACAAGCACGCCAAACUGCUGUUCUUGGGUCUCGACAAUGCUGGAAAGACCACGCUUCUUCACAUGCUCAAGAACGACAGAGUCGCCGUCUUGAACCCCACUCUUCACCCUACCUCCGAGGAGCUGAGCAUCGGCAACGUCCGCUUCACUACCUUUGACUUGGGCGGUCACCAGCAGGCAAGACGUUUGUGGAAGGACUACUUCCCCGAGGUUUCCGGCAUUGUUUUCCUUGUCGACGCCAAGGACCCCGAACGUUUCACCGAGAGCAAGGCUGAGCUCGACGCUCUCCUUUCCAUGGAGGACCUCUCCAAGACUCCCUUCCUGAUCCUCGGAAACAAGAUUGACCACCCCAGCGCUGUCAGCGAGGACCAACUCCGACACGAGCUUGGUCUCUUCCAGACCACCGGCAAGGGCAAGAUCCCUCUUGAGGGCAUCCGUCCCAUCGAGGUCUUCAUGUGCAGUGUUGUCAUGAGACAGGGCUACGGCGAGGGUAUCCGCUGGUUGUCGCAAUACGUCUAAGCGAACGGCAUUGCUUCACCAACACGGCUUUGGCAUAACAGAGCCAUCGGCGCAAUCUUCGUCCUCCACUUUUGAUGACUUGAAACAUCUCCAAAACGCUCGUCUUUACGAGAAUCAUGGGGAUGGAGGACGAUGGGAUGAAGGAAAGAAACACCAGAGUCUCAUUUGCGCACUCAAAACAUGCAACCAUGGUAGUGUUUCUUUCUGAUUUUGUUAUUUCGUGGAGGCGUCAAAGAGUGGUCCCUCAAGUCUGCUUUUCUUAUAAACUCCUUACUUAUUUCGACCAUGAAUCGAUGCAGCGUGUUCUUUCUGAG
Molecule: messenger RNA, 918 nt
Organism: Aureobasidium pullulans EXF-150
Lineage: Eukaryota; Fungi; Ascomycota; Dothideomycetes; Dothideales; Saccotheciaceae
Product: GTP-binding protein
Exons: 13
Coding region: 35-604 (189 amino acids)
Biological process (GO): intracellular protein transport; endoplasmic reticulum to Golgi vesicle-mediated transport; membrane organization
Cellular component (GO): COPII vesicle coat; endoplasmic reticulum exit site
Molecular function (GO): GTPase activity; GTP binding
Source: RefSeq, a predicted model, not a curated record